GGUCCCAGACAAGAGAUGGCAUCUGCAGAGCCAGAAAAGGAAGUCCUUGCCUUAUAGAGAGCGCUCUCGGUGUGACACAAUGGCUGAUAUAAAGUGUCGGGGGAGCUGAGCUGAAGGCAAAGGAACAAAGGAAGAUCAAGAUUCGGUGGUGCUCUCAGACAAAAGGAAAGCAGAAAGUGUCUCGGGGAUGGAUAAAUUUAAGGCUGCGCUUGUGCUGGCUGGGGUAGGGGACGCUCUUGGUUAUCGCAAUUUCUCUCGAGAAAACAAUGCCUUAGGUGCAAAAAUCCAGCAGGAGCUGAAGGAAAUUGGAGGGCUUGAGAACCUGGUGCUUUCUCCUGACAAGUGGCCAGUAAGUGACAACACGCUCAUGCACAUGGCUACAGCAGAGGCUGUCAUCACAGAUUACUGGUGUUUAGAAGACCUGUACCGGGAGCUGGUAAAACGCUACGUGGAUGCUCUUGACAAGCUCUCGGGGAGGCGGCCAGACCCUGCUACCAUCGAAGGCUGCAGGGAAUUAAAACCAGACAACUACCUUCUUGCUUGGCACACACCGUUCAAUGAAAAGGGUUCUGGAUUCGGAGCAUCCACGAAAGCCAUGUGUUUAGGGAUGAGAUACUGGAAGCCGGAAAGGCUGGAGUCACUUAUUGAAGUGAGCAUUGAAUGUGGACGAAUGACUCAUAACCAUCCUACAGGUUUUCUAGGGUCCCUCUGCACAGCCCUCUUUGUGGCAUAUGCAAUACAAGGGAAACCCCUUGUGCAGUGGGGAAGAGAGAUGAUGAAGGUUGUGCCAAUGGCUGAAGAAUACUGCAAGAAGACCAUCCGCCACAUGGCAGAAUAUCAGGAGCACUGGUUUUACUUCGAAGCCAAGUGGCAAUUUUAUUUGGAGGAGAGAGAAAUCAAUGAGGAAAAUCAGAAUAAACCUGUCUUUCCGGACAACUAUGACGCAGAGGAGAGAGAAAAGACAUACAAGAGAUGGAGCUCUGAAGGCCGGGGUGGGAGACGAGGCCACGAUGCCCCCAUGAUCGCCUACGACGCCCUCCUGGGCUGUGGUGGGGACUGGACAGAGCUCUGCAACCGCUCCAUGUUCCACGGAGGAGAAAGCGCAGCUACUGGGUCCAUCGCUGGCUGCCUGUACGGCUUGGUUUACGGCCUGAGCAAGGUUCCUAAAGGCUUGUACCAGGACCUGGAACAACGGGAAAGGCUCGAGUACUUGGGCGAGAAUCUUUACCGACUAUCCAUGGAGGAAAAGUAAAGCAGUUUCUGCCAUUUCUCUUUCUAUAAAGACUAUAUUAAACCCUGUAGAUAACUGACUGACAUUCAUAGCGAAGGAAUUAGCUGAGAGUUAGUCUGAAAGGCUGUAUGUAGAUCGUGUGCAAGCAAAAAUAACUGAAUUACUCAAGACUGAUUAGAUAUUUACGGUCUUUGUGGUUUUUUUUACAGAUGUAGGGAUUUCUGAGUAUAAAGAGUGCUGCUUAAACCAGUGAGAUAAUUUCAAAUGGAAAAAAAUAAAUAAAACCUCUUUUGAUUGA
Phalacrocorax carbo (great cormorant) is the source of this 1529-nucleotide messenger RNA. The record is from RefSeq and is a predicted model, not a curated record. Lineage: Eukaryota; Metazoa; Chordata; Aves; Suliformes; Phalacrocoracidae.